Messenger RNA from Bipolaris sorokiniana ND90Pr, 2850 nucleotides. RefSeq lists its product as uncharacterized. The record is from RefSeq and is a predicted model, not a curated record. Gene Ontology annotation, molecular function: ATP binding; ATP-dependent chromatin remodeler activity. The annotation marks the transcript as partial. The transcript is spliced from 6 exons. Lineage: Eukaryota; Fungi; Ascomycota; Dothideomycetes; Pleosporales; Pleosporaceae.
GAUGAUAAUGACAAAGCAGACAGGAGAGCAGCAGAAAUAUUUGAGGAGAAAAUGCGGUACUAUGACAACGUCAAGAAGGCCAAUCAUGGAAGCCUUCCUUUCAAAUUCGAAGUCGAACAGACAAGGGUACAACUCGCCGAAACAGCCAGAAGGAAAAAGCGAGCGCGUGAUACUGCCAAGGCUGUGGAAGACGAUCCUGUCAAUCUAACUGUACCCCCACCGCUUGAUCUUGAGCAAGAUGUCGAGGAAGAGGAGCUAUUUGAUGCUGACUUUGACCAACCUCACACUCGCAAGAGAGUUUGUAUGCAAGGUGCAGAACUCCAGAGUAUGAUGGUUGCACUAGAUGCUAUGAAUGAUAAUCCAAAAAGAAAGCGGAAAAGGAAGUCGGUAGGCGGAAGAGCAGAUGUCACUUUUGGCAAAAUCACCAAAAGUGGCAAACGCUCCAACAAGAAACAAAAGUUGAUUGACAAUGGGGCCCAACAAGCUGCAUCUCUUCUCUAUUCAAAUGUUUUUACUGAACAAGCUGCUCUAGAUGCACCAGAGCAACCAUUCUUCACGUCGAGGACCAAGAUACAGGCGCUGAAAGAACUUGUUGCUAGUGUGCCUAUUGAAGAUGAGAAGCAGGCAAAGAAUGACGCAACCAUCUUGAUGAAAGCAACAAGACAAUUUAGCAGGAAUGCAGUCAAACCUGAUGUUAAGAGCGGUCUAUGGUCAGUCAAAGGCAUGAAGACAACAUUGAAGCCGUAUCAGGUCCUUGGUACUGGAUUUAUGCGCCAACGAGAGAAUGCCACUGAAGAGCCAAGGGGUGGUAUUUUGGCGGAUCAAAUGGGACUUGGUAAAACGCUUAUGACGUUGGCGAAUAUCCAUGACGGUCGACCACCAAAGGGUAGCGGUCGCCCCAAGGCUACCCUUAUUGUUGCUAGUCCCGCACUUCUCACUCAAUGGAAGAGCGAAAUCGAAAAACAUAGCUCAACCGAACUGAAAAUCAUGCGGUACGGCGCUGGAACACGUCAUAACUUUAACGCGUCCUUGGAACUCCUGAAGGGUCAUGACAUCGUCCUUACCACUUACAACGAGGUGAUGUUGUCCCACCCAAAAAUAGAACCUCCGGAGAGUUGUGAAACAGAGGAACAGGAGAAGGCAUGGUGGCAGGAAACUUGGGAGCAGCAACGAGGCGCCCUGCACCGCGUACGUUUCUUACGUAUAGUCUUGGAUGAGGCACAAGCCAUCAAGAACCACAUGUCGCGCACAUCAAUUGCCUGUCGUGCCCUUCAGGCUGAUCACAAGUGGGCUUUGAGUGGAACUCCUAUCCUCAAUAGCUUGACUGAGCUCUAUCCUUACUUCAAAUUCCUUGGCGUUCCACUUAUAGGCAGCUUCGAAGACUUCAAGGAUGACUACUGCAACCCAAGUAGUCCAGAGAGACUUUUAGUGAGACUCUCUCACUUUAUGAUCCGCCGCACUCACGCAAAUACGAUCAUGGGAGCUCCCAUUCUCAAGUUGCCUCAGGCCCAUCAAGCCACGUACUGGUGUGAGUUCAAUCCGGUUGAACGCUGCAUUUACGAAAUUGUCCGCAAUCGUUUCAUCAAACGGAUACAGACCAUGGUAAAGAAUAAGGCCUUGAAAAAAUCCUAUUGCAACAUCUAUGUGAUGUUUCUAAGACUCCGCCAGCUGGCAGCCCAUAUUCUCAUGCUUCAAUUUGUUAUUCGAGAUCUCCUUGAGUUGGAAGAUAUUGAGCUCAUUAAACAGGUGCUUCGUCAGCAGACAGCUGAUAGUAACACUCAAUCUAGGAACACAAUAAUCGCAGUUCGAAAACAGCUUCAAAAGAUAGCAGACGAGGAAAAGAAAAAGAAAUGCGAUGAUUCAAAAGUGAACAAAGAAGCCGAAGGUCAAGAUCAAGACAGCGUCACUGAUGAAGAAGAAGGAGAAGAAGAGGAGGAGCUGGAGUCAGAUCAUCGUUUCGGGACGGGCGGGAGUUUUGGCAAAGACUACAACUUCGGGCCCUUUCUGAGCAGUCUCCAAACAGGAAAGAGCUGGGAAAGAGCCAAGAAAACAGCCAAGUGCAGCACCUGCGGAAAAAAACCACAACAGCCUAUGCUCACAUCAUGUGGGCAUCUGAUUUGUGCUGAUCCCUGUUACUCAGAAGCAUGUGUCGAGAUGGCUGAGCAAGGGGAAGAGAAUAUAGUUUGCAAAGCCUGCGGUGUCACAUCUACAUCUACCAUUACAUGUGACAUGGGAACUGAUUCUCAAGACAUACCUGCAUCUGGCACGCGAUCGAAUGACAAGAAGAAGAAAGACAAGGGGCGUAAGCGCAUCGGCCGUGAAGACAUUGCGCACGACUGGCUUGCUUCGCUGGACGACGAUGUCCUACCUUCCGCGAAAACCAUCGCAGUCAAGUCACAGAUUAUGAACUGGAUUAAGGAGAACCCGAAUGUCAAGAUCAUUGUCUAUACCCAAUUUCUUGCUAUGAUUCAAAUUUUGCGACGUGUUUGUCAGAAAGAAGGCUGGAAUGCUAUUCAGUACCACGGCAAGAUGAGUCUCACGGCUCGCAAUAACGCCAUUCAAUCAUUUGGCCGCCAAGAAGAUAACGUGAGAAUCAUGCUGGCAAGCAUGCAAUGUGGUGGCUUGGGUCUUAACCUAACUAUGGCUUCUAGAGUUAUCUUUAUUGAUCCUUGGUGGAACUCUGGUGCAGAGCAGCAAGCUUUCUGUCGCGUAUUCCGCAUUGGUCAAAGAGAAAAGACAUUUAUGAGCCGCCUUUGUGUCCAGAACACAAUAGAUAACAGGAUUAUCGAGAUUCAGGAGCGCAAAGAGAAGGAGAUCGAAAGGGUGAUGAAAGAAGGGGGCAAGCCGGUG